CUUCUUCAACGUCCAGACGGCUUCUUCAACGUUCUUCCAGGCUCAGAGAGAGAAACCAUGUGGUGUCUGGCUGUCAUUUUCUCCUCUUCCUCAGAGUUCUGGCCGUCGAGAGGACUUCAACGAGGAGUCAAUGUGUGACGGCUUCAAUGACUUCAAUGACUUUAAUGCCGUGGGGUAACAGAAGGCGAUUGAAGACAAGACGGUGCUGUCAGCUGGUGGAGGAACAUUGCGUGCGUUUGUAUAUGGGUGUUUCAUUCAGCGAUGCGCGCGCUCACGUCGCUAGAGAACGAGCCAGUCCACCACGCGACCCCGUUCGUCCGGGGGCGCUGCGAGUUCAGCUGCAGCAGCGGCGGGUGCUCAUAAGGUGGGUGGCCUUGACGGAUUGGCUGACGACGGGCGAUUUGAGUUCCUGCGGCAGGUCAAAUGGGAAGUACUCGAACGCCUGGAGAUCCUCUAUGGCGAGACAAGAUACGAACAGAUAGCCAAAUCUCUGUUCGAGUACCCGAAAGGUCAGUCCGUAGAGAAGCAGGCAGUGCGAGUGAGUGAGUGGCUGAGGGGGCGGGGGAUGCAUUGGAGAUGUGUGUCAUUGUGUCAGAGACAGCAAAAUUAAUCCUCAAAGAGGCAACAAAACGUGCAGAGAAAGUGUGAGUGAAAAAACCCAAACAAAGACGACACAUGGUCGGCCCGUUGUGUGUUGCUGUGGCCAUUAGCAAGAACUCUCAGGAGAAUGAUGGCAAAAAACUGUGGUCGGAAAUUUCCAACCGCAGAUAUGAGCCAUGACUCUAUUCGUACAGCGGGUCGUCGGCUGCCCAUAGGUCGUCGGCAGCCGCAAGUGCAGCGCUGCAGGCAAAUGGGUCGGCAAAGCGUUCAGGUGAGUUGAAUGGAUGGAUGGGAGAGAGGAAUGGCUGGAUGGACUUAAAUGGAUGGAUAUGGUGUGUGUUUGUGCGCCCUCAGUGCACCUGGUAACCUCGUUGGUCUCAAGCCCGCCGAGCUGGACAUGCGUGAGCUCCCGCCACAGAUGGAGUCCUUCAUGGGCGCCAUGCUGCGAGCGAGCUACUGCGCCCAGAUGGGCCUUGUGGGUAAAACAAGAAGGAGACAUACAGUAUAUGCAUGUGAACGUCUGCAUGCAGGUUGGUGUUGCACGCCGUGCCGAGAGUUAUCGGCAACCAGGGACCCGGACGCGAACAAGUCCAAGAGCUGAGGCAAGACACAGAGGAGUGGCGUCAACGGAAGAUCACUGCACGGGACUGGGAGAGGGAAUGGAAUGCUGCAAAAGACACAAUUGAGACGGCAGCGAGAUACUUGGCCAUAAUAUAUUAAGGUGGAAACAGUUCUGGUAGCCCACGUCAAUCCUUCAUGCGACAUCGAAGACAUCGCAGGCAGCAAAGUGCACCACCGUCGACAAAAGAGAGUGCCAGACAAUGAUCCAGGGGUGUGAGGAGAGGAACAACAUCUUUAGGUAGGCGCGUGCUGAUCUCAGCAGACAUGUGGAG
Molecule: messenger RNA, 1493 nt
Organism: Vitrella brassicaformis
Lineage: Eukaryota; Vitrellaceae
Source: the annotation of a GenBank genome assembly